ACUGCAAUCUGUCUGCUGCUUUGUGAUCAUUCCACCAGUUCUAUCUGCAUAUCAGUAUAGUACUCAAUCCACCUGCAUAGCCAUGGAUGUCAGGAAGGAAAGCAUCCAGGACCUUUACAGUUAGAAUACAUAUUAUAUUGGCUCAGCCUGGCAGGGAUAUGGCAGCCAUUCGGAAAAAACUGGUUAUAGUGGGUGAUGGUGCCUGUGGAAAGACCUGUCUGCUGAUUGUAUUUAGCAAAGACCAAUUCCCUGAAGUUUAUGUUCCCACAGUGUUUGAAAACUAUGUAGCAGAUAUUGAAGUGGAUGGAAAGCAGGUUGAGUUGGCCCUGUGGGAUACGGCAGGACAAGAAGAUUAUGAUCGACUUAGGCCUCUGUCUUAUCCAGACACUGAUGUUAUACUUAUGUGUUUUUCAAUUGAUAGUCCUGAUAGUUUAGAAAACAUCCCUGAGAAAUGGACCCCAGAGGUGAAACAUUUCUGCCCCAACGUGCCCAUCAUCCUGGUGGGGAACAAGAAGGACCUGAGAAAUGAUGAGCACACACGACGGGAGCUGGCAAAAAUGAAGCAGGAGCCAGUCAAACCGGAAGAGGGCAGAGACAUGGCAAACCGCAUUGGGGCAUUCGGGUACAUGGAAUGCUCCGCGAAGACCAAAGAUGGUGUGAGGGAGGUUUUUGAAAUGGCCACUAGAGCUGCUUUGCAAGCCCGACGCGGCAAGAAAAAAUCUGGCUGCCUUCUGGUGUAAAGCAUGGCCAAGGGAAGAUGGCCCAGGCCGCACCCUGCACUUGAUUAAUUUUGAAGUGCUGUUUAUUAAUCUUAGUGUAUGAUUACUGGCCUUUUUCAUUUAUCUAUACAAAUUUACUUACGAGAUUUACAAAUCAACUCAUCUUGCUACCAGUAUUUAGAAGCCAACUAUGAUUUUAUAACAGUCUGCAUCAGAUUCAUCUGUGCCCAUGAGUAACGUCAGCAUUCCUUUACCAGACAUCUGUGCGUGCAGGGUGUGCCAGGCACUAAUUCGAAGACAAUUCUCGAACUUCUUGCUUCUUUCUAGAAAGAGGGAAAAAGCUCGUACCACUGAGAAUUGGGCUGUAACUACCUUAUAACUAAUGGCCCCGUCAGUGGGGUACAAGGCGGUGCGUGGAGCCCAGAAUAACUGCAGGGCUGUCCUCUUUGAGGGAGACCGGAUCUUUUCAUGGCUGUAGGGUGUGAAACGAGAGUUGGGACGCGCUCUCCGCCCUGAAGUAAGAGUCCCAUCAAGAGGUGACUCUUCUGUGGUUUCCUGUUAGUUACCUUUUCGUUACCAUGUAAUUAGUGCCACUUAAAUGUAUGGUACCAAAAACAAAUCAAUGUGCCCCAGGCUCAGUGCAGUAGUUUUGUAUAAUUGGAUUUCUUAGCACUGCUCCAUGUACUCUCUGCAGAAGGUGUUCUGGGUUUUGUAAGAAAGUUUAUUUGAAAAUAAAGUCCAGUGGAAACAACUGAUUCCCCCUCCCCUCCCCCAUUUGUAAGUGUCUGACCCAUUAAUAUGAUAUCAGUUCUAACUUCUGCACCCGGGAAGAGGGUUUUUUAAUAUGAUCUUCAGGCACCUGCCUUAGGAGCCCGGGAAAGGCAGCUUGCUCACACUCAAGGCAACUGAACAUUUCAGAAGCUUUAAGUUAACCUGCUGGACUCAGCUUCAGGCUAUACAAAAGCAAGUUCUUUAUGUUGCUUGGUUACCACCUGGUGGCCAAAUGCCCAUCUUUGAACUUCUUGCUGAUCUGCAGCCAACUAAACUCUUCUGUAUUGUUUCCUUUUUCCAACAACUAAUAGAAUUAAAGGCAGUUUUCUAAGCUCCUGG
Molecule: messenger RNA, 1829 nt
Organism: Pelodiscus sinensis (Chinese soft-shelled turtle)
Lineage: Eukaryota; Metazoa; Chordata; Testudines; Trionychidae
Gene: RHOA
Product: ras homolog family member A
Biological process (GO): small GTPase-mediated signal transduction
Molecular function (GO): GTPase activity; GTP binding
Source: RefSeq, a predicted model, not a curated record